CGCAGCGCAGCUCCAUGUAAACAAAACAGGGCUGCUGUUAGUUUCUGCUUCUUCCGCUGAGCUUCGCCUCAGAGAUCAGAUCCAGGUUUCAUCCUGUUAUGGAGCUGAAGGCGUGAGCGUGUGUCCCGCAGCCCGCCAACAUGUCGAUGGAGGAUCCGUUUUUCGUCGUGAAAGGGGAGGUGCAGAAGGCAGUGAACACAGCCCAGGGUCUUCACCACAGAUGGAGCGAGCUGCUGCAGGACCCUGCAUCUGCCUCCAAGGAGGAGAUGGACUGGACCACCAACGAGUUGCGGAACAGCCUUCGGUCCAUCGAGUGGGACCUGGAGGACCUGGACGAGACCAUCAGUAUUGUCGAAUCCAACCCAAAGAAGUUCAACUUGGAUGCAGCUGAGCUGUCCAAACGCAAAGCCUUCAUCACCAGCACCAGGCAGACAGUCAAGGAAAUGAAAGAGCAGAUGUCGAGUCCCACAGCUGCAGCCGGUACUGAGCAGCGGGGCAGACAGGGUGGGCGGGGCUCUCAGGCCCCCUGGCAGCCUGCAGCAGAUAAACUGGGGGGUUUGGAGCGGCAGCUGCAGACGGCCAACUCUCAGUUCAUCGAGGAGCAGCAGACACAGCAGCAGCUGAUUGCGGAGCAGCAGGAUGAGCAGCUGGAACUCGUGUCGGGAACCAUCGGCGUUCUGAAGAACAUGUCUGAGAGGAUCGGCAUGGAGCUGGACGAACAGGCAGUGAUGUUGGAUGAUUUCAGCCAUGAGAUGGACAACACUCAGUCCAGACUCGACAACGUCAUGAAGAAACUGGCAAAAGUUUCCCACAUGACGAGCGACCGCCGGCAGUGGUGUGCGAUCGGUGUCCUGCUGGCCAUCCUCUUCGUUGUCAUCCUGCUCUUCUUCAUCCUCUGAUUGGAAGUCGUCGUCCUCCUCCUCCUCCUCCUGUCAGCAGGGAACUCGACUGGAUUCGACUGGUUGUCCUCCUCUUCAUCCUUUGAACAGCAUCGUCAUCCUCCUCUUCUUCCUCCUUUGGCAGGGUUGUCCCAGUGCCCGGUCACUCUGGUCAUACCGGCUGUCACCAGUAGGGGGUGACCGAAGCAUCAAACUUUUUGUUGAUCAGAAGCUUCAGUUAUUGAUCCGGUUAUUGACGACUGUUUGGUUUUCAAAGUCUCCUCUCGCUGCAGCUGUUUGGUUGCUAUGGCAACAUGAAGUGAUCAGUGAACAGUGAACUACGUUUGCAUCGUUUGCCAUCACCAUUUCCAAAGUUUGUCAAUUGCCUCGUCUCAUCAUUGUCUGGUUCAACCCAUUGAUUGGUUUGAAUUCUCUGGCAUGAUUGGACAGUCUUGGCUGAUCUGUAAUCAGUGCUGAAAAAGAUUUUAUUCUCAUUAUCGAUCAGUUUGUUGUUGGUGUGUUUAUUCUUCAUCUGACCAACUUCAACCUGGAGGCUCUGAAUGAGCUUUAACUUCCCCACUCAAAGUGACAGUUAGUACUGUCACACUAACGAGACCAUAACAAGAUCAUAACCAGACCAUAACCAGACCAUACGUCACCGUGACAACCCUGCUGCUGGACUUUAUACUAAACUGUCCGGAUUUUGUCAGAACUGCUCUGAGCUGGUCUGUACUGGUCCGAACCGGUCUGUACCAGUCUUUUCCUGUACUUUAAAACCAACCUGCUGAAUUGGACUGAAAAGGCACUUUCAUAUUUUUAGUAUUGACUAUCAGAGGUCAACCAGGGUGGAAAUAUGUUUCACUACAUUUUAGUGUUAUAAUGUUUUAGAAAAUAAUGUUGGUGUUUGUUUUGUUUUAUUUAAAGUUUUUGUCCUCCUCCGUAACACACUGACCUCUUAAAGCCGGUUCAAAUCCAAGAAAAAUUCAAACUGAAACGAGGUCAAGUCUUGCUGGCCUGACUGGAGCCAUCAUGUGAGCGGGUUUAUCACUAAAAACACUAAAGUCUUUCUCCUUUUUUUUUUUUUUUUGUUGAUGUUCUUUUUGUUUUUUAUUUGACUUCUGUUGACUUCAAUGUUUUUUAAGUAUUUGUCUCUACUUCAUUUGACUGAAUGAGAUGAUGGUAGUUAUAAAAGUAGUUUUGAAUGACCCUUAAGGUGGAAUCUUUGUGGUUUAAAUGAUUCAGCAUCAGUUGUUCUCCUCCCAGUUCAUUUGCUACAGUGUAAAAUGGUGAAUUACACCUUUAGUUUGCUGCUGAUUCCUCAGCUGAACUGGGUUCAUCUGGAAACCCACACAGCUAAUCAGUGUGUGUGUGUGUGUGUAUCAUUGGGGUUCAGCUAACAUGGACACCACUUAUAUCACUUGAUUGAAACUGCUGAUAUUCAGUAUCUUAAAUUUUUUUUUUUUUUUUUUUGAUCAUUUUCAUGCUAAGGAAGACAUCAUUUCAAGUCUCCCCCAGACUGCGUCCAUCUUAUUUUGGAAUGUGGAGGUAAACAUUUGGUCCAACUUCCUCUUUUUUGUGCUGCCCUUCCAUUUGAACGCCUUCCUGCUGGCUAGCUUGACUCGCUUAUUGUUAUGACGAUGCUGUGGGAGCUCUUCCAAAAAUCAAUCAGUUGUGUUGCUGCUGCGGUGCAAAGGGAGUUAGCUAACCCAGGACCAGAAGUCUCACACAAAGAGAUGAAAACUGGCUGCAUCUGUAUUUCUGUUGAAAAUAAGGUGAAUUACUGAAACAUCAUGUGACACAAACACUCCACUGAAAUACAGAAUAUCAAUAAAUUAAUAAAUUAAACAUUAAUAAUAAUAUAUCAGUGUGUGUGAUGAGUUUCAGUUGAGGUCAGGUAUCGCUGUGACAGUAAAUUUGUGAGGGGUCAGCUUUCAGGAGAACCUGCAAGCUCUGUAACAAACUGCAUAAAGACUUCACACCUUCCUGUGAUUGGAUUGUUUGUUCUGGUUCUGGCCUGAAAGCCUCCACACCCCAACAAGAGCAAAAACACUUAAAUCUACUUCCUGUUUCUGUCUGAUUGAGCAGAUUCCCUGGCACUGUCCACCGUCGUUCUGCGUUUGCUGCAUCCGUUUCGACAUGAAGCCCCUGCGCAGCUGAGCGAAAUCUGCCAGUAGUUGGAGUCGUUCUGUGGGUGUUGCAUCCUUACUCAGAAAUCAGCUCAAACAGUAAAAUCACAGCUGCUCAGUUUGCAGAACGGUACUGGAAUGGGCAGAUGAUUUAACACCAGCUGACUUUUCGUCGCUAGCAGGCUAACUAGCAUGAGUGCGGAAAAUCCCACAGAUUGGUGGCUGGACUUGGACGAGCUGUGGAGAAAACCUGGAUGGAGUAUUGUAAAUUGAGAGAACUGAAGUCGAAUAAACAUUUAAUCAGACCAAA
Myripristis murdjan (pinecone soldierfish) is the source of this 3314-nucleotide messenger RNA. RefSeq names its product syntaxin 6 (gene stx6). The transcript has 8 exons. Gene Ontology annotation, molecular function: SNAP receptor activity. The record is from RefSeq and is a predicted model, not a curated record. The coding region runs from base 141 to 899 and encodes 252 amino acids. NCBI's taxonomy places the organism in Eukaryota, Metazoa, Chordata, Actinopteri, Holocentriformes, Holocentridae. Gene Ontology annotation, cellular component: membrane. Gene Ontology annotation, biological process: Golgi vesicle transport; intracellular protein transport.